This is a messenger RNA of Ochlerotatus camptorhynchus, 1304 nucleotides long. It is a transcript of the gene Kdsr, whose product is annotated as 3-ketodihydrosphingosine reductase. The transcript is spliced from 3 exons. The record is from RefSeq and is a predicted model, not a curated record. Gene Ontology annotation, molecular function: 3-dehydrosphinganine reductase activity. Gene Ontology annotation, cellular component: endoplasmic reticulum membrane. The coding region runs from base 156 to 1154 and encodes 332 amino acids. Gene Ontology annotation, biological process: sphingolipid biosynthetic process. NCBI's taxonomy places the organism in Eukaryota, Metazoa, Arthropoda, Insecta, Diptera, Culicidae.
UUAGAUUAGAAAAAUUUACCUCAAUCGCUAACUUUUCAGAACCUUUUUUUGUAAUGUAACACAAGUCCCACCAAACAUAUUUAAACAACAGUGACAAUCAUAACUUGAAGCAAUCAUCGAACGUAAACAUCGCAUUCCGAUUGUGUCACCCAACCAUGGAUCAUCAAAUUGAGAUCAUCCUAACGGUUCUGGGUAUUGUAUUUGUGCAUGGACUGAUUUUCUAUUUGGUAUCGCGAAAGACCCGCACCAAAAUCCGUGGUAAGCAUGUAGUCGUAACCGGCGGAUCCAGUGGAAUCGGCCUGUGGGCUGCAGUCGAAUGCGUCCGCCAAGGUGCUAACGUUACCAUCGUGGCCCGGAAUGUUAAGCAACUAGAAAAAGCCAAAGAACAACUGAUUAAGAAUAAGACCAGCGAGGAUCAGAAGAUAGAGUAUCGUUCCAUCGAUCUGGCAAAAGGCUAUGACGGUGUGGAGAAAGGUCUUGAGGAGAUUGAAGCCUCCGUUGGCCCGAUCUUUAUGCUGGUUAACUGCGCUGGGAUGGCCAUCUGCGGAACGGUGGAAGAUACAUCCAUCGAGGACGCCAAGCUGAUGAUGGACGUCAACUACUUUGCCACGUACUACCCGACACGCUAUGUCCUACCGAAGAUGAAGGCAGCCAAAGAGGGCAUCAUAGUCAUUACCGCUUCGCAAGCUGCCCUCAUCGGCCUGUACGGAUACGGAGCCUAUGCGGCGUCCAAGUUUGCCCUGCGAGGUUUGGCCGAAACGAUCGCCAUGGAAUCGAAGCACUGUGGAGUGAGCGUGACGCUGGCCCUUCCGGCCGAUACGGACACUCCAGGGUUUGAGCGGGAAAAUGAAUCCAAACCGUUGGAAACGAAGAUCAUUUCCGGUUCGGGCGGGUUGGCCAAGCCGGAGGACGUCGGCAAGCGCAUUGUUCACGAUGCGCUGAAGGGAUCGUUCUUCUCGAUUCUGGGACUGGAGAGUUGGAUUUUGAGUACCCUGUGCGUGGGCAUGUCACCCUGGAAGGGACCGGUCCUAUGUGUGCUGCAGUUCUAUCUGCUGGGACCGUUGCGGCUGGUUGGAUUGUUGAUCCAGUGGAACUUCCAGCGGAUUAUCAAGAAAUGUGCUAAAGAGAAGGCUAGCGCUGCGGGUGCUACCUAAGAGGGAGCGAGGGAUGGCGCUAAUUUACUCUUCGAUGUUGUUCGCUCGCAGCUAGCAAAUCCUGUGUCCAUGCAUUCAACAGUACCAGUAUAAAAUGUUAGUUGGUGUAGUAAAUAAGUUAGCAUUAAGAUGCGGAGGUAGAUGAAUAAA